AUGGCGGGGACGGAAAUUCUACCCGCAGUUGCCAUCAGCCUGCGCAGGCAGGCGAGGAGGAGCGGGGGCCAUGGCUGUGCGGCACAACCCCCCCUCUGCUUCCCUCCCCGCAGGACCUGCUUGCACUGGGCCUGUAAGCGGAACCAGGCGCAGGUGGUGGCCUGCCUGCUGGAUGCCGGGGCCGAUAAACAGCUCCUCACCGCCGAAGGAGAGCUGGCCGCACAGUUAACUUCGAAACCGUGCAUCCGGAAGAUUUUGGGAGAGGAAGAAACCGAGUGUCAAGGAGUGAAGGAUUUGAACUUGCCCGUUGUCGCAAACUGCCUGGCCAGCCCACCAUUCCCUUACGGUUAUGGGGAAGAAAGCGUUCCAGACAGCUUGGCAGAAUCCCAGCAUGAAAGUGCUUCCAUCUCGUCUUCCCAGUGUGAAACUAGUCCUCGUUCCUCAGCAGCUCAGGGCGAAAGCACACACACCCCCACAUCGGGCAACAGCGAGGACGACCUUCCUGCGCGGAACGGCCCCCUUUGCCAGCCGUCCCUGGCUCGCAGCAGGGCUCUGUCCUCCCCGGCAGCCUCCCAACCCCUGCAAGCCGCCAGCUCGCCCGCUGGUCCUGCACCCACCUUCCAGCCCUUGUUCUUCACUGGAACUUUCCCGUGUAACAUGCAAGAACUUGUGCUUAAGGUGAGAGUGCAGAACCUGCGAGACAACGACUUCAUUGAAAUUGAGCUGGACAGGCAAGAACUGACCUAUCGGGAUCUGCUGCGAGUGAGCUGCUGCGAACUGGGCGUUAAUCCGGAGCACGUAGAGAAGAUCAGAAAGUUACCCAACACGCUGGUGAGAAAGGACAAGGAUGUUGCCAGACUUCAGGACUUCCAGGAGCUGGAGCUGGUUCUUGCGAGGGGUGACAGCUCUCCGUUCCGACACGCCGCAUCCACGCUGAGCGAGAGACCGUGCUACAACAGCAGAGCAUCCAAGCUGACGUACUGA
Molecule: messenger RNA, 984 nt
Organism: Eurypyga helias (sunbittern)
Lineage: Eukaryota; Metazoa; Chordata; Aves; Eurypygiformes; Eurypygidae
Product: ankyrin repeat domain-containing protein 40-like
Exons: 5
Coding region: 1-984 (327 amino acids)
Molecular function (GO): protein binding
Source: RefSeq, a predicted model, not a curated record